Diospyros lotus (date-plum) is the source of this 1979-nucleotide messenger RNA. RefSeq names its product putative calcium-binding protein CML19. The coding region runs from base 1369 to 1821 and encodes 150 amino acids. Lineage: Eukaryota; Viridiplantae; Streptophyta; Magnoliopsida; Ericales; Ebenaceae. The record is from RefSeq and is a predicted model, not a curated record. The transcript has a single exon. Gene Ontology annotation, molecular function: calcium ion binding.
UAAAUUGUCAUUUGAAAUAAAUGGGUUUGUAGUUAUUUAAAAAUUUUCUAUUUGGCUAUGAUUUAAUUAUAUAAUUAUUUUUGUUUAUGGUAUGGGUAUGCAAAAUUUUUAUGAAAUAAAAAGAAGAAAAUAAAGAUGUUCCUCACAAUUCAAAACCUUCAAAAUGUAACAAAAUCAAACAGCUGGUUUUUGCUGAGCCUAUGAAACUUUUAUCUGGAAGUUGAAGGUACUCGUUAUGAGCUGUUAGUGUUAUAUAUUUUGGAGGUAGGAAUCUCCGAAAAAAGCCAAAUUGGAAAAAGGCUGUAAAGAACGUAGUAAAAGGGUGUUGAGAGCCUUGCGUUGCGCCUCUAUCGACUGGUUGACAGAGGACUGAGCUGGACCGAAUUCCAAUUCAUAUUCCACAACUUAGGGUCUUCAAGGAGACUGCGCAACCAUAACCUCAAUAUUUAAUUUUAAUUAAAUGGACACUGACCUUAUCCGUUAUAUAUAUAUAUUCAUAUAUAGGUACAUAUUCCAUCCUUUGUUGAUAAGUCUAAUAUAAGCAAUUCAUAGAGGCUUUCACUCCUCAACUGUCUCCUCAAAACUGGCUUCGGCCGCCCUCAGUUUAUUCACAUUAUUAUUAAUUGAAUUCUGUAAACCUAUAUUUAUCCUUAUGGUCAAGCAAUAUUUUUGUAUUUGUUUUCAUACCAAUACUUGUCAAAACAGUUUUACCCAAUUCCGGUCGUUAGGGCGGUUUUGACGGUUUGAGAGGGCAGGACAGGACGCCGUUAUCCUUCUGGAAUCCAGCCUAAGGUGCACGUCAUCAUUCAUCUACGCCCUUCCACUGAAGGGCGGGCGGCUUCCCGGCUGCUUCCUCCUCCUCCUGGCUUGACGGCACCGCUUGCGUAUCGUUUCCAAGUCGCCUCGUCCCCAUCCCCUCCCCCCCUUCUCUUGUCUUCCCUUUCAACUUCCCCCCCAUACUUUUAUCUAAUUACGAAACUCCCUCGCAGCUUCCUCCAUUUCCACCAUCCCCCGGUCGGCAUGUCCACCUCCGCGUUUGGAACGCGGAAUCCCCACCCUAUAUAAACCAAAUCAGCCAGUCUCUCGUUAUCCAUUCCUUAAUUUCCACUUCAAUCUCUCCACCUAUACAUACAUAUAUACAUCUAUCUAUACAUAAACCCAAAAAUUAUUCUCUUAUAUAGAGGUCUUUCCCUUUUGAUUAAUUUCUUGUCUUCUUCUUAUAUGCCCAUAUAUAUCCCGAUUCUUGUCGUUUUCUGGUAGUAUUUAUAUAUACCCUCUAUUGUUUUUGACUCGAUUAACCUUUGAAUCUUCUUCAUCUUCUAUAUAUAUAUAUAUAUAUAUACACAUACAAGAGUGAAUUCAUUGGCGAUGGGAAUUGAUGAUGAGCGGAGCUCAAUGGAAAAGGGCGGGGAGUACGAGCGUGUGUUCAAGCGCUUCGACGAGAACGGGGACGGGAAGAUAUCGGCGGCGGAGCUGCGACAGUGCGUGGCGACGCUGGGGGUGGAGCUGACGGAGGCGGACGCGGAGGAGGCGGUGGCGGCGAUGGACGCGGACGGCGACGGGGAGCUGGGGAUGAAGGACUUCCUGAAGUUGAUGGAAGGGGGAGAGGAGGAGGAGAAGGCCAAGGACCUUCGAGAAGCUUUCAGAAUGUACGAGGAAAUGGGUGGGAGCGGCUGCAUUACUGCGAAGAGCUUGAGGAGGACGCUCCGUCGGCUCGGGGAGAAGAAGAGCAUCGAGGAGUGUAGGCUCAUGAUCUCCUGCUUCGACAUCAAUGGCGACGGCGUCCUUAGUUUUGAGGAGUUUAGGGCUAUGAUGUCUUGAAUUAUGGCGUUCGGUACGCGCAACGGUCGGAUCUCUCAUACAUAUAAGGAGUCAAACGGUGGGCGGUGGCCGUACUACUUGUUUGCCGUAAUUUCUAUUUUUGGUUUCUAUUUGUAAAGGCAUUCUUUUAAUACAAAAUAAAAGUCCAUUCUUUCAAA